UCAAAGAAGAAGUUAAAAAGUAAUUAUAAAGAAUGGAGAGUAAGAAAAUUUUCAUGGCAUUUUUCAUAAUGACCAUUUUAGUAUCAUAUGCGUACCCAAGUUCUGGUCAAGAAGAUGUUGACGUUGAACCACUGGUCAAUCAAGGUCGCGAGUUUGAUACAUUGGAUGUGAUAUCACCGGCUUCGCAAGAUUACAAUAUUUAUAUGCUAGAGAUCAUCCCACCAAAAUACAAAAUGUAUGUCGAAACCUGCAUGGACAAGAUGGAACCCAUCGGGAAAUGUGGUCUUUAUGUUAUUAAAGAGAUUCUUACAAAUGAACCUGUUUCAAGAGAGUGUUGUCUGAAGGUAGUAAGAGCUGGAAAACAAUGCUUCAUCGAGACUAAUAAAUUGAUGUUUCAAUUUUAUCAACUCAAACGCUUUGCUUCUCAAGUUUCGUUUAAAAUUAAUGAGGUUUGGAACAGAUGUUCUGCAGAAGUUGAAAGUCCUUCAUCAUCUGAUGAUUUCACGAUUUAGUUAUCUUGAUUGAAUAUUUUGUUUUAUUAUAUGAUGUAAUAUGAAAAAAAUGGUUUGUUAUAAUAUUCUAACUAUAUAAAUAAAAUCAACUUUUCAUUACUUAUUCAUUUUCCUAACUCUAAUAUUGUAUAUAAAAAAAUCUAAUGUGAUAUCUUGGGUUGUUCUAACUAGUGUUUGUCAAGCAUAGUUUUUAGUCUAUUUAACAUAAAAUUUAAUUGCACAUGAAUCUUGUUAAACAAAAUCGUAUAUUUUUUUCUUUGUAAAUCGAACAACUUAUGUUGUUUGAAAAUCAAGUAAAUUUAUAAAAACAAAUAAAUAGUGAGAGAACGCUAUAAGGAAAAAAUACAAUAUGGAACUUUCAUUUUUUGGUGAAACAAAAAUGUUAAUCUCAUUUUUAAGAUCCUACAUCAACAAGGGCCAGCGGUCCUGAUCAGUACAUAACAUGUUACCUGUGCAAAAACAUACAUCAACUAAUACAAAAUUUAAUUUUCAAACUUGAACGUUCAAAAUUUGGUUUUAUCAUACACAGACCUAAUUUUCAUUAGUCAAACGUUGAGUUGUCGUUAGUCAAUAACAGAAAAUGUCUAAUUCAUACAUCAACAGGGACCAAUGGUUCGGAUCAAUACAUAAACAUUUCACUUUUAUAAAAACACACAUCAACUAAUACAAAAUUUAAAUUCAAUACAUGAACUUUCGAAAUAUGGUUUGAACAUACACUAAAGCUUGACAUGCGCGUCCAUGUGGAUAUUUGUUGUUACUUUUUUAUAAAAUUGUUAAUGACAUUUUUAAAUAUAUAAUUUUUUGUUCAUUGUUUUGUUCCUACACAUUAAAACCGAACCCACCCGGAUCUGGAAAGAUCAUAUUCAAAUCACACCCGAAAAUUUAUAAUAUCCGAACAAAGCAUAAUGUCAAAACCCAAAAAAAUCGAUAUCCAAAAGAACCAAUCCAUACCCAACUGUAUACCUGAUAUCCAUAUAUAACUGAUUAUGUUAAGAAAUAAAAAGUUUUUUUUGUUAACUGGUUUGAAUUCUUGUCGCGGAUGGAGAAAAUUCAUUCAAACAUAUCGAAUUAUUUUGGUUAACACGUAAAAUAAAAGUUGUCAAAUAAUUAUGAUAAAUAUAAUUAAUGAAGUAUUUAAGAAGUAUGAAAAAAGAAUAUAAAAAAUAUAAUAACACACUUAAAUAUGGGUAAGUUAUGUUUUAUAUUUCUAUAAGACAUGCUGUCAAAUUAUUUGGAAAAAAUGCAAUUAAUAAAGUAUUUAAGUUGAGUGAAAAUAAGGAAAGAAAUGAUUUAAUAAAUCUGUUAAAAAUAAUGUUAGUUUUAUUUUGUACUUAAAUUUAAUAAAAUAGAUUUACCUAAUUUCACUAGUCAAAUAAUACCGAAAAUAAAUUGUUUGUCACGUGUUGAUUAAGUGAAGUUUUUAUUGUAUUAUGUAAUAAUUAAACCGUAGUAGGUAGGAAUUGACAGAGAGAAACGAGAAUGUUUAGCUUAUCGAAUACAUUCUCUUUUCUCUUUGUUCAAUUUUGUCUUCUUUUGUUUUCUCGGUGUUAGUGUUUUUUCUUGUCGAAAAAGUUGAAG
Brassica napus (rape) is the source of this 2090-nucleotide messenger RNA. RefSeq names its product protein DOWN-REGULATED IN DIF1 11-like. The coding region runs from base 33 to 512 and encodes 159 amino acids. NCBI's taxonomy places the organism in Eukaryota, Viridiplantae, Streptophyta, Magnoliopsida, Brassicales, Brassicaceae. The transcript has a single exon. The record is from RefSeq and is a predicted model, not a curated record.